Molecule: messenger RNA, 1084 nt
Organism: Pollicipes pollicipes
Lineage: Eukaryota; Metazoa; Arthropoda; Thecostraca; Pollicipedomorpha; Pollicipedidae
Product: mitochondrial pyruvate carrier 2
Exons: 1
Coding region: 165-566 (133 amino acids)
Biological process (GO): pyruvate import into mitochondria
Cellular component (GO): mitochondrial inner membrane
Source: RefSeq, a predicted model, not a curated record
UUUGGGCAUUAAGCUUACGUUAUAAACUCCUUUGUUUUAAUUGUACUCAGAUCUCGGCUAUCCCUGUUUCGCCAUUUCUGCGGCACCACAGGCCUAAGCUGAGGAGCGGUUGCGCUGUUGCGCCCGUGCCGGCGACCUGUACCCUGCAACGCCACGGCUGCGCCAUGGUCGUGCCGCUCUUUUCGCCGCUGUACCGCAGCAUCAUCCGCUUCUGCGACCCGCACGUGCCGCUCCGACUACGCCCGCUCUGGGAGCACCCGGCCGGCCCCAAGACAGUAUUCUUCUGGGGGCCGCUGCAGAAGUGGUGUCUGGUGCUGACUGGGCUGUCCGACACGCUGGGCCGCCCGGGGGACAAGCUCAGCCUGCCGCAGGCUAGCUCGCUCUCACUGACCGGCUUCAUUUGGUCGCGCUACUCGCUGGUCAUCACGCCGAAAAACUGGAGCCUGUUCGCGGUCAACUUCGGCGUCGGCCUGUCGGGCCUGUUCCAGGUGGUGAAGGUGCUGCGCUACAAGGCCUCGCAGCCUCCCGGGCGUGCAGGGCCGACGCCGGUGCGGGGAGGGACCUGAUUCAUAGACAGAAUAUGUGGCGAAAAGGACUGGUGGUGGUACUAUGCAGGCAUGUGUGUAGGUGUGCAUGUUUUGAAGAAAAGAGCUUAGCGAAGUUCGGAAACUUUGUGUAGAAGGAAAGGACCAGAAUUGGUACAUACAAUAGUCGAAAAUGCCACUUGGUAGUCACUUAUCGCGAACGUAAUAAAGACCUUGGCGGAAUAAAGCGACCACAGAAAAAUAUCGGGCACGAACUUAUUGUACGAAAAAUAUGAAACACAACUGAUCGAAAACAAUACAACGGCAUGACUAAAUAUCGAAUUAAACAAUGUCUAAGUGCAAAAUAUCAACGGAAUAAAUAUCGGCUGGUAUGAAUAUCGAGAAGGUAAAUGAUCUAUGACUAGCGUAUAAGAAUGAGCAUUGAUGGGAUCAACUGGAAAGGUAAACGAUCGAAUGCCAUUGAACAGUUGUAUUUUGUCAGGUGUGUUAGGCGAUGGAUCGGGGAGCAAUGCCGAAAUACAUGUGAUUAUUCUAUCUAA